Molecule: messenger RNA, 1254 nt
Organism: Trichophyton rubrum CBS 118892
Lineage: Eukaryota; Fungi; Ascomycota; Eurotiomycetes; Onygenales; Arthrodermataceae
Product: gamma-glutamyltransferase
Exons: 5
Coding region: 1-1254 (417 amino acids)
Biological process (GO): glutathione catabolic process
Cellular component (GO): plasma membrane
Molecular function (GO): glutathione gamma-glutamate hydrolase
Source: RefSeq, a predicted model, not a curated record
AUGGCACCAGCAGCAAUGAAUCUGCUCUGCACAGGCCUCUACCUGCUCUCCUCUUUUGCUCAGGUAUCGGAUGCGGCCCCAUGGCUCUUUUCACGGAGUGUUCCGGCAUCUUAUCGCGACGGCCGCCUGGGUGCCGUUGCGAGCGAAAACUCCAUGUGCAGUGAAUACGGUGCCGACAUGUUGAAGAUAGGCGGCAAUGCUGCAGACGCCAUGGUUGCGACAGUGUUCUGCGUUGGUGUUACUUCAAUGUAUCACAGCGGCAUUGGCGGCGGUGGCUUUGUGCUUAUCCGCACGCCAAAUGGUACCUAUGAGUUUGUCGACUUUAGAGAGACGGCCCCUGCCGCGGCAUUCCAGGACAUGUUCAAAAACAACACUAGCGGCUCGACAUCCGGCGGACUUGCAAGUGGCGUUCCCGGUGAAGUCCGUGGCUUAGAGUACCUCCAUAAGAACUAUGGAAAACUACCCUGGAAAACCGUCAUGGAACCCGCCAUUCGCACCGCCCGGGAUGGCUUCCGCGUAACUGAAGACCUGUCCCGCAUUAUGUUACACUCUACAAAGAAUGGGAACUUCCUUGCCGAAAACGCUGCAUGGGCCCUUGACUUUGCACCACAAGGAACCCUUCUCAAGGUUGGUGAUAUCAUCACUCGCAGACGCUACGGUGACACCCUGGAUAAGAUUGCCAGAUAUGGCGCCGAUGCCUUUUACACUGGGCCAAUGGCACAAGCCAUGGUCAAUGCGCUCCGGGCUGCCAACGGCACCAUGACUCUCGAGGAUCUGAAGAAUUACACCGUGGUCUCAAGACCAAUUGCUCAGAUUGAAUACCGUGGCAUGACAGUCACUAGUACGACGGCCCCAUCCAGUGGAGCUGUUCUCCUCAGCAUCUUGAAGCUGCUUAAUGGGUACAAGAGCUUCUUCCGUGCAGAUCCAGAGCCACUUAGUACUCAUAGAAUGGACGAGGCCAUCCGAUUUGGAUACGGACAGAGAACCGAACUGGGCGACCCUCUUUUCUUCUCUAACUUGACUGAUUAUCAGAAGAAGAUGAUAUCUGAGGAGGUUGCUAACAGGAACCGCAUGAACAUCUCCGACGGGUAUACUCAAGACAUAGCCGUAUAUGACCCCAAAGGUCUUGAGAGCUUGAAUACGUAUGUCAAGAAAGCUUGCCUCUCAAAUGUUCAUCAUACUGACAUGUGCGUUGUAGUCCCGGAACCUCCCACAUCUCAACUGCCGACCGCUCUGGUAUGGCUGUCAGUUUGA